UAGCUUUUGCUGCUACUCCAGGAAGCGUUGGGGACAGAGACGUGUCUAUAUUGAUGGGAUUGACUGGUUUGAGCGGAGUUGAGUCGCUGGACACUGGUGGAAAUCUAGACGGUUAAAUUUUUUUGGUGGAGGAGGGCCCCGAUCAUGGCCACCUCGGGGAACCAGGUAGAACAGCUACGGCGCCGCAUCCAAGAACUGGAGGAAAAGCUCGUCCGAGAGAGGGGAGGCAGUCGGGGCCUGCGAGCACGGAUCGCGGAAAUGAGUCCCGAGGUGACGGACUCCAAUCCGUACAGUCGCCUGAUGGCAUUGAAAAGAAUGGGAAUUGUGAAAGAUUAUGAGAAAAUCCGUUCAUUUGCCGUGGCAAUAGUGGGUGUUGGUGGAAUUGGCAGUGUGACUGCUGAAAUGCUGACAAGAUGUGGCAUUGGUAAGCUGCUCUUGUUUGAUUAUGAUAAGGUGGAACUGGCGAAUAUGAAUAGGCUCUUUUUUCAACCCCAACAAGCUGGACUGAGCAAAGUGAAAGCAGCAGAACACACUUUAAGGAAUAUUAAUCCUGAUGUCUGCUUUGAAGUACAUAAUUACAACAUCACUACUGUGGACAACUUCCAGCACUUUAUGAAUAGGAUCAGUAAUGGUGGAUUAGAAGAAGGAAAACCUGUGGAUCUUCUGUUAAGCUGUGUGGAUAACUUUGAAGCUCGUAUGGCAAUUAACACUGCUUGUAAUGAGAUUGGACAAAUAUGGAUGGAAUCUGGAGUAAGCGAAAAUGCUGUUUCUGGUCAUAUCCAGCUGAUCAUACCUGGUGAAUCAGCUUGUUUCGCAUGUGCACCUCCACUUGUUGUAGCCGCAAACAUAGAUGAGAAAACUCUGAAACGAGAGGGAGUUUGUGCAGCCAGUCUUCCCACCACUAUGGGAGUGGUUGCUGGUCUUCUUGUGCAAAAUGUCUUGAAAUAUUUAUUAAACUUUGGAAUGGUGAGCUUUUACCUCGGCUAUAAUGCACUGCAGGAUUUCUUUCCCACUAUGACAAUGAAGCCAAAUCCACAGUGUAGUGACCGAAACUGCAGAAUGCAGCAAGAGCAGUAUAAGAAAAAGGAGGCAAUGAAUCCAAAAGAAGAAUUAAUAGACCAGGAAGAAGAAAUAGUUCAUGAAGACAAUGAUUGGGGUAUAGAAUUAGUUUCGGAGAUUUCAGAAGAAGAACUGAAAGAUGAUUGUAGUUCAGUUCCUGAUCUUCCAGAAGGAAUUACGUUGGCUUACACAAUACCAAACAAGAAAGAGAAUGUCCCAGCUGGAGAAAUGGUUGAAGAAUGUGAAGAAAGUCUUGAAGAACUUAUUGCUAAAAUGAAGAAUAUAUAGUAUAAAGAAUGUGUAAAGGGCCUGCUAAUUUUAGUGCUUUGUAGCUAUUUAAUAGUUUCUGCUAAAUUUGGCCUUUUGUAUAUUUAUCACUGUUUUGAUGAUAGAAUCAUUACAUUCCCAUAACUUAAUACAUUAUUAGAAGCUAGGAGGAUCCAAAUUACCAGAAAGCGUUAAAGCAACCCAUUAGAUUUAAUAAUAUGAGAAUGAUAGUGUAUUAUCAAAUCAGCCACAAAGGUGUUUUAUGAAUGGUAAAAGUUUACUUGUUAGAUAUAGUACAAGUAAAAUAAAUAUAAAGUAAUCUGGCAAAAGUUCUAAUGUCCCUUAUCUUUAGAAAAAUUAAAGGUUUCACUAAUUGUAGCUAUAUUUAAUUUUUGAAAUACUACUCUAAUUUAUCCAUAAUGCUAAAUUAUGAAUUAAGUGUAGAGUUCCUUCUCUAGAUAUUUUGAGAUUGAAUCUUAUGUAUCUUGCACAGUAAUCAUGACAGCAGGAAGCCAAAAUGAGCAAAGCAAGACUAGUUUUGUAUUAUGCACACAAUUUUUUAUGAAAGAACAAGAAGAUUGCUCUUUUGCUAUUUUAUAUUUAACAAGAACAAUAAACCAUGAUCUAAAAUUAA
Ahaetulla prasina is the source of this 1960-nucleotide messenger RNA. It is a transcript of the gene UBA5, whose product is annotated as ubiquitin like modifier activating enzyme 5. Gene Ontology annotation, cellular component: cytosol; cytoplasm. Bases 145 to 1347 code for a protein of 400 amino acids. Gene Ontology annotation, molecular function: UFM1 activating enzyme activity. Gene Ontology annotation, biological process: protein ufmylation. NCBI's taxonomy places the organism in Eukaryota, Metazoa, Chordata, Lepidosauria, Squamata, Colubridae. The transcript is spliced from 12 exons. The record is from RefSeq and is a predicted model, not a curated record.